Didymodactylos carnosus is the source of this 291-nucleotide messenger RNA. NCBI's taxonomy places the organism in Eukaryota, Metazoa, Rotifera, Eurotatoria, Philodinida, Philodinidae. The record is from the annotation of a GenBank genome assembly.
AUGGCUGUGCUGGGAAAGAUUGUUGAGGUGGAUACCACAGCUGAUCUUGUCGAGCGUUUUGUUGAGGCAUUACCAGUGAAAUUUGUUGUUGUUGCUGAGGGAAGUCUGUUGUUACUGGCUGUUGCUGUUGAGGACGAACUGGUUCUGGAUAAGGUACAUACCAGUUUUUUGAAUUCAUUUGUGUAUCAUAAUUCUGUUGAUGAUUAUAUGAAUUCUGAUUAUAAUUAUUCGGAUAUUGUUCACGACGCUGAUUAUUAUUAUUAUAAUAAAUUUCUAAUUUGGGACUGGUAA